This is a messenger RNA of Porites lobata, 4131 nucleotides long. The record is from the annotation of a GenBank genome assembly. Lineage: Eukaryota; Metazoa; Cnidaria; Anthozoa; Scleractinia; Poritidae.
GAAAAAAGGAACUUUCAAAUUAUGGUAGUGUUGAUUAGAAAUCUGCAAAAGCGUAUAGUUUUAAACAUUCCAUUGAUUUUGCAGAAUGCUAACACUCUGGUAGACAUCUUAAGGAUCAACCACUUCGAUGUAAACCUCGUUUUUGUGGGAAAAGGUUUUAUAAAGAGUUUGAAUUUAAGAUAUAGGAGAAGAAAUGUCACGACAGACGUUCUUGCAUUUCCGUAUCUUCAGGUAAGAUCAUCAAAAAGCAAAGGCCCCUUCUUCCUUGUGGUAACCAUAAAAUUUUCAAAUGUGCAGUGCACUCAUUUGAUGCAGCUGUAUAUGUUUUGUAACUGAACUCAAAACUUCUCAAUUUAGAUAGAUCUCAACAUCAAGGACUUAUUAGAUGGCGUGGCAAAUGGAAGGGGAGGAUUUCUGAAAAAAAGGUCUAAAGCAGUUUUUUUGAACAAUCCCCCAAAAAUGGUAGUAGGCACCAAGUUAAUUCAAGGAUUGUUAAUAGACAACAGGAAACAAAUUUAUGUAAUGACUGUUUAUUUAUUAUGUUGUCCCAUGUAAGAGAAUCCAAUUGAGUCUCAGGCUCUGGAUUCCACACUGUGGAUUCCGGAUUCCAGGUACUGGAUUCUGGAUUUUUUGUCAGUGGACCUUUGAUUCCAGAAUCCAAUUAUACUUGAUGCAAUCUGAAUUCCUUGUGCUGUAUUCUGGAUUCCAAAGCCUAGGAUUCUGGUUUCCACAAGAGAAAUUUCCAAGAUUCUGUUUUCCACAAGCAAAAAUUUUCCAGAUUCCAGAAUCUAGAUUUCCUUACAUGGGGCGAUAUCACUGUUCUUUUCACCAGUUACCAAAGCCAGGAGUCCUACCACAAAUGCCAUUGAAGCCCCAUGAGUACACACUGGGGGAUAUUGUCCUUGGAACUCAUAAAAUUACUGAAGAUUGUGAAUCUGAUGGAAUUGAGCUAGAUACUUAUUUACCAGUAAGUCAUCCAACGUUGUUGUGCUCAAGUUUCGUUAUGCAUUUCUAAGACGGCUAUGACAGUGGUUUAUGUGUCACAAGUUUAAAACAUGGACUGCCAACUAUGGACUAGGCAUCCCCAUUCUAUGCAUACUGCGCUCCCAUUUUGCUUUAAAAUCCUGAAUCCCGGCCUUUAAGUAAGACAAAUCCUGGAUCGUGAAAAACCUGUUGAGGACUCUCUGAGCAUAAACGUUGAGGAAAAAGCUAUGGACUAUCAGUUGUAGCAACCAGACCAAAGAAGGCGUAAUGGUAAAUAAAGAUAUUUACAGAUAAAGAAGAAAUAGGAUAGUUUGGCAGUCUCAUGUUCUUUACAUCUCAUUUAAGUCCUUGCUUAGUCCAGGUUUAAAUUGAGACUCCAUAGUUUGUUUUUUGUUGUCAUUUUUUUACCACACCCAGUCCAUACUCCACAUAUUUUGACAUCUAGUCCAUGUUUUCUAUGCACUCAACUAUAGAGAGGAGAAAGGCAACGUCACGUUACCACAGUAGCAACAUUUCUGGAUCACAACAAUGGGGACCUUAAGCAACAAGCUUCAUGCGCCCACUUUAUGGAGUUGGUGAACACAGCACAAGAAUUUUUUUUCUUCUUCUAAACUCAGAUAUGGUCCUUUCUGAUUCAAUCCCAGACAAUUUUGCCAAGAUUUUACAAAUUAAAUGAAAUGGAAUAAGAUCGAUGAAGUUUGAAAAAGUGCAAAUUCACUUUUUAAGUGACGUUUUCGCUUUGUUGUCAUCCAGAAAGUUUUUCUAUGAUGGCAACGUGACGUAACGACUUCUUCUCUCUAUUGGCCCACCUGAUACAGAAUUCACUGUAAUGUGUGAGUCACAGGACACCCACUCAGUACAGUCGACUCUCUCUUAACGAACACCUCUAUAAGAUGGACACCUCUGUAAAACGGACACCUAGAGUUGGUCCUUGCUUUUCUUUACUCCGUUUUAUUUGACUCUUUAUAGGACAGACACCUCUCUAAGAUGGACACUUAGUACCGGUCUCAAAGGUGUCCGUCUUAGAAAGAGUUGACUGUAAAUGCUUGUAAAGUAAAGGUCUUUUCUUUGCUGUUCGUCCUUAGGUUAUUAUAACACAUGGUCUUUGUCACUUACUUGGGUAUACACAUGAGACACAGGAUGAGCUAGAUAAGGUUGGUCAAAUUUCUUAUUGCUUUACUGUGGUCUUUUCUAGGCAGUUACCUCAAUGUGUGUUGAUUGUUCAUCAGUGACUUCUAAGUACCGGUAUACUGAAUUAAUCUGAUCAAGUUUUAAGGUGUUUGAGGAGUACAAUGGGGUUAACAAUAUGACCGUCAAAAAAGCAAUGAAUUUGAUAAUUAUGUGGAUCUACUACAAGACUGCGACGUAAAAUUUCCUGAUGAAAGAUUUGUGGAGGACGCAAUCCCACAACGUCCGAUUUCUAUGAACAUGCGUAAGGAAAGGUUUCCUAAAUAUGGUGUUAAAAGUUCAAUUUCAGAAGAAUUUGCCUUAUUUUUACAAAUUAGUUGAGAGGGACCCAAAAUUACUGUAUAAACAACGUUUUCACUACCAUUGGCGUUCUGUAUUUUAAAUGCACUUUUACUAUUUUUCUCCAGAUGCGCAAUAAAGAAGUCGAAGUAUUAAAGGAAUUUAACAGAAGAACUGGCUUCAAUUCAGUGCCCGUCACUCCGGAAAAAGUGGAACUCUUCAGGUUUGUCAUGAAUAUUACAAAUAGGAAAAACCUAGCCUGCACCACAGACGAAACUAGACUCUCGUUAAGUCCGUCUGUGAAACAGCACAGGAGACCCAUCUGUAUACCAGGAUUUGAGUUCGCGCCAUGAUUGGCCUGUUAAAAAAGACAUUGUCGAUUUACCAGUCAGGAUAAGAGGAAAUCCAAAACGCACUUCCGGUAAUUCGGUGAGUCCGUUGGGGCCCGGAACGAGGAUAUCGGCGCUGCUUCGCAGAGGUUACUAACCGAGGUUAAAUUACGUCUGCCACUUAGGCUAGAGGAACUUUUGCCGAAUAACGGACUGAAUACUUAUAGACCUUAUCACGGUUUUCGACGCCAUCUUGACGAGUAGGCAAACGUGUGAGAAAUUACAGUGUUUGUAUGAGAAGCUAAUGUCGAAUAAUUUCCGUAAAACGACUGUUCUAAAAAAAAUAUGACUGGUAAACUAACGCUAGAAAAGAAAGGAUUGUACUAAAAAAAUUUGGGGGCGUACCUCUGCUUAAAUUUCUUCAGAGGCUUGCUGUAGAUUUUCCAUAUAUUUGUCUGUAAUUUUUCCCGGGACUUUCUUACAGAAAAAUGUAUAGGAAAUUUAAAUAAGUGGUUCUAGGUCUUCUAGCGCAUGUAACGCCCUCAAUUUUUUUCAAUAGAUUCCUUAGGAGUGAAGCUUUAGUUUACAAUUCAUUUUUUUUUUCAGAACAGCCAUUCUACGGAAAUUAUUUGACAUUAGAUUCUCACGCAAACACUGUAAUUUUUCAUGCGUUUGCCUACUCGUCAAGAUGGUGUCGAAAACCGUGGCAAGGCUGGUCUAUUGGUUUUGCUUUGCAAAAAGGUGAUUUUGUUUUUCACUUUUCGUUUGAUUUUAUUUGUAGGAUUCCCAAAGCACCACGAGAGAAAAAUGGACUCGAUGUUUCACUAGUAGAAGAAUAGUUCUGAAGGAUAUAAUAGCGAGUUGAGGCAACCAACACAGGGUCGCGUGCCAAAGAACACUAAUGGAUUUCAACGGUUUUUGGCUUUUUAAAACGUAAAGCCACUCUUCACCGAAUAUUUCCGUGGAGUAUCUCUUAGCAUCUUCUGAAUGUCUGGGUACGUUAGCCAAAACAAGAGGCGGUGCUUACAUUGAGUUUGCACAGACAUCAUCUUCAAUAAACGUGGUGCAAGGACUCCAAGUGUUUACACGAAUCCCAAUAGUGCAUUGGGGUAAUAAACUGCAACAAGUAACGCUUUUCACUUGCUGAAUGAGAGAAGUUUCAAAUUAAGCUGCUUAAAACUAUUUCUUAUGCGUCAACCUUUGGUUAAAUGGUGCACUUCUUGCAUUCUGAUUGGGUGACACCCUUGCUAUUUAUCAACUGACAGAACGCUUAGAGAAACGAAAACGGCUUUUCAAUAAAUGCUUGCUUAAAAUCACUGGAAAGUGCCGUUAAAUUUUCACAAGAACACUG